GUGGCGUCACGGGGCGUCGGUCGUGCGCAGGGCCGGGAGUUGGAGGACGGUCUCUGGGGUGCUGACCGGCUAGGCACCGCUGAAGAACCUCAGAACCUACAGCGGGCGGCCGCGAUGUCGGAUUCUGCGGUUAGCCGGCUGCUGGACAUAUGCCUUUGGUACUUUGUGAAUAACAUUUCCAGAUACAUCACAGAGAUUAAGCCUCUGCCUCCCAACAUAAAAGAUCGGUUUCUUAAAAUAAUGAGCCUAGAGGGACAGAUAACAGAUUCAAAUAUAAGCGAGAUUUUGCAUCCUGAAGCCCAAACCCUGAAUGUGGAAAACUGUGAGAUUUCGGACGCUGCCCUCCUGCACGUGUGUAACUGCAGGAAACUGAGACGGUUGAAUCUAAGUUCCCUCGAUGAAAAUAGAAUCUCCAUCACUUCGGAAGGAUUAAAAGCUGUGGCUUCAUCUUGUUCAUACCUGCAGGAAGUUUCUUUGAAAAGAUGCACCAAUCUCACCGAUGAAGGAGUCCUUGCUUUUGCCCGCAAUUGCCGGCUGCUAAAGCUAAUCAAUAUAGGCGGCUGCCUUGGGAUCACUGAUGUGUCCUUACAAGCACUGGGAGAAAACUGCCCACUUCUGCAGUGCGUUGACUUUUCAGGGACUCAGGUAUCUGAUAGUGGUGUAGCUGCGCUGGUUAGUGGACCUUGUGCGAAGAAAUUAGAGGAGAUUCAUAUGGGCUACUGUGUGAAUCUGACUGAUGAGGCUGUUGAAACUGUCCUCACUUGCUGUCCUCAAAUGCAGAUAUUCCUCUUCCAUGAGUGCCCCCUGAUGACAGAUCGUUCCCGAGAAGUCUUGCAGCGAUUAGUCGGCCCAAACAAACUAAAACAAGUGAUGUGGACUGUUUAUUGAUGUUCCUUGAAGCUUAUCAAGCCUUGAUCUCCAUGCUGUUUCCCGGGAAACAAUGGUCUAUAGAGCCAGGCUUGCCACUUAGCUCAGCUGCCCCCGACAUUUGUUGUCUUCUUUCAGGUUUUAACUGUGGGCGAGUGGGGGGUUGGGUGGGAUGAAUGACCCUUUUUCCACCUGGUAAGCCCAGCAUGGCCUCUAGCCUGUUUGGGGGUGGAAGACAUUAUGUGUGUUUCCUUAAUAAAGUUUUUCCUGUAUUUUCUCUGUAUCUAGAUAAUGUAAGCUGCUAUAAGAGAAAUUUACUUGUAUGGAUAAAGAGAAUCCUACCUAAGACUGUUAAAAGUAGAACUGACUUCCUGCUUUCCAGCUCCUUCCUUCCUGAUCUGUUUGACUGCCCAUUGGCC
Messenger RNA from Condylura cristata (star-nosed mole), 1286 nucleotides. RefSeq names its product antagonist of mitotic exit network 1 homolog (S. cerevisiae) (gene AMN1). Gene Ontology annotation, biological process: SCF-dependent proteasomal ubiquitin-dependent protein catabolic process. Gene Ontology annotation, molecular function: protein binding. Lineage: Eukaryota; Metazoa; Chordata; Mammalia; Eulipotyphla; Talpidae. The record is from RefSeq and is a predicted model, not a curated record. The transcript has 7 exons. Gene Ontology annotation, cellular component: SCF ubiquitin ligase complex. Bases 115 to 888 code for a protein of 257 amino acids.